Molecule: messenger RNA, 3313 nt
Organism: Propithecus coquereli (Coquerel's sifaka)
Lineage: Eukaryota; Metazoa; Chordata; Mammalia; Primates; Indriidae
Gene: PDCD6IP
Product: programmed cell death 6 interacting protein
Exons: 18
Coding region: 213-2834 (873 amino acids)
Biological process (GO): mitotic cytokinesis
Cellular component (GO): endosome
Molecular function (GO): protein binding
Source: RefSeq, a predicted model, not a curated record
GACACCUUCACGUGACCGCGGACGGCGAAAGGGCCCCGCGCAGAGUGCGCCUGCGCCGCAGCUCCCGGAAGUGGCCGGACCCGAAGCGCAGGCCGAGCUCACGUCCGUCAGCCCGUCAGUCCGCCAGUCCGCCAGCGCGGUACCUCGAACGCCUUGGACCUCUUUGCCAUCCCGCCGUCUAUUCGACACGAACGGCGGCCGAGGCGCUUAUCAUGGCGACAUUCAUUUCGGUGCAGCUGAAAAAGACCUCGGAGGUGGACCUGGCCAAGCCUCUGGUGAAGUUCAUCCAGCAGACGUACCCGAGCGGCGGGGAAGAGCAGGCCCAGUACUGCCGCGCGGCCGAGGAGCUGAGCAAGCUGCGCCGCGCCGCGGUCGGUCGUCCGCUGGACAAGCACGAAGGCGCACUUGAGACGCUCCUGAGAUAUUAUGAUCAGAUUUGUUCCAUUGAACCCAAAUUUCCGUUUUCUGAAAAUCAGAUCUGCUUGACAUUUACCUGGAAGGAUGCUUUUGAUAAAGGUUCGCUUUUUGGAGGAUCUGUGAAAUUGGCUCUUGCAAGCUUAGGAUAUGAAAAGAGCUGUGUGUUGUUCAAUUGUGCAGCUUUAGCUAGCCAGAUUGCAGCAGAGCAGAACCUGGAUAAUGAUGAAGGAUUGAAAACCGCUGCUAAGCAUUACCAGUUUGCUAGUGGUGCCUUUUUACAUAUUAAAGAGACGGUUUUAUCUGCCUUAAGUCGAGAGCCUACCGUGGACAUAUCUCCAGAUACUGUUGGGACCCUCAGUCUUAUUAUGCUUGCACAGGCCCAAGAAGUAUUUUUUUUAAAAGCUACAAGAGAUAAGAUGAAAGAUGCCAUCAUAGCUAAAUUGGCUAAUCAGGCUGCAGAUUAUUUUGGUGAUGCUUUCAAACAGUGUCAGUACAAAGAUACUCUCCCCAAGUAUUUUUAUUUCCAGGAGGUGUUCCCUGUCUUGGCUGCAAAGCACUGUAUCAUGCAGGCCAAUGCUGAGUACCACCAGUCUAUCUUGGCAAAACAGCAGAAGAAAUUUGGAGAAGAGAUUGCAAGGUUACAGCAUGCAGCAGAAUUGAUUAAAACAGUGGCAUCUCGCUAUGAUGAAUAUGUCAAUGUGAAAGAUUUUUCUGACAAAAUCAACCGUGCCCUUACUGCAGCAAGGAAGGAUAAUGACUUCAUAUAUCAUGAUCGAGUUCCAGACCUUAAAGAUCUAGACCCUAUUGGCAAAGCCACACUUGUGAAGUCUACCCCAGUCAAUGUACCCAUCAGCCAGAAAUUUACUGAUCUAUUUGAGAAGAUGGUUCCCGUGUCAGUACAGCAAUCUUUGGCUGCCUAUAAUCAGAGGAAAGCUGAUUUGGUUAACAGAUCAAUUGCUCAAAUGAGAGAAGCCACCACUUUGGCAAAUGGGGUGUUGGCUUCCCUUAAUCUUCCAGCAGCAAUCGAAGAUGUGUCAGGAGAUACUGUACCUCAGUCUAUAUUGACUAAGUCCACAUCUGUGAUUGAACAGGGAGGCAUCCAGACUGUUGAUCAGUUGAUCAAAGAACUACCUGAACUACUGCAACGAAAUAGAGAAAUCCUAGAUGAGUCAUUAAGAUUGUUGGAUGAAGAAGAAGCAACUGACAAUGAUUUAAGAGCAAAAUUCAAGGAACGAUGGCAAAGGACACCAUCCAAUGAACUCUAUAAGCCUUUGAGAGCAGAGGGAACCAACUUCAGAGGAGUUUUAGAUAAAGCUGUGCAGGCAGAUGGACAAGUGAAAGAACGUUACCAGUCUCAUCGUGACACCAUUGCCCUUCUGUGUAAGCCAGAGCCUGAGCUGAAUGCUGCCAUCCCUUCUGCUAACCCAGCAAAGACCAUGCAGGGCAGCGAGGUUGUAAAUGUCUUAAAAUCAUUAUUGACAAAUCUUGAUGAAGUAAAAAAGGAAAGAGAAGCUCUGGAGAAUGACUUGAAAUCAGUGAAUUUUGACAUGACAAGCAAGUUUUUGACAGCUCUGGCUCAAGAUGGUGUGAUAAAUGAAGAAGCUCUUUCUGUUACUGAACUGGAUCGAAUCUAUGGAGGUCUUACAACUAAAGUCCAAGAAUCUCUAAAGAAACAGGAGGAACUUCUUAAAAGUAUUCAGGUCUCACACCAGGAAUUUUCAAAAAUGAAACAAUCUAACAAUGAAGCUAACUUAAGAGAAGAAGUUCUGAAGAAUUUAGCUACUGCAUAUGACAACUUUGUUGAACUUGUAGCUAAUUUAAAGGAGGGCACAAAGUUUUACAAUGAGUUGACUGAAAUCCUGGUCAGGUUCCAGAACAAAUGCAGUGAUAUAGUAUUUGCACGGAAGACAGAAAGAGACGAACUCUUAAAGGACUUGCAACAAAGCAUUGCCAGAGAACCUAGUGCUCCUUCAAUUCCUACACCUGCCUAUCAGUCCUCUCCAGCAGGAGGACAUGCACCAACUCCUCCAACUCCAGCGCCAAGAACCAUGCCGCCUACUAAGCCUCAGCCCCCAGCUCGGCCUCCACCUCCUGUGCUUCCAGCAAAUCGAGCUCCUUCUGCCACUGCUCCGGCUCCAGUGGGGGCUGGGACCACUGCACCAGCUCCGUCACAAACCCCUGGCUCAGCUCCCCCUCCACAGGCCCAGGGACCACCCUAUCCCACCUAUCCAGGAUAUCCCGGGUAUUGCCAAAUGCCCAUGCCCAUGGGCUAUAACCCUUAUGCCUACGGCCAGUACAAUAUGCCGUAUCCACCCGUGUAUCACCAGAGCCCCGGACAGGCUCCGUACCCGGCACCCCAGCAGCCUUCGUAUCCCUUCCCUCAGCCCCCAGCGCAGUCCUACUAUCCACAGCAGUAAUAUGUCUGCUCAGGAGCUCAGCUGGCUCAGAUCAGAGGGAAGGAAAUACCAACCCUGCAAUAAGUGUACUAAACUCCACGCUCUGGUUAAUACAGUGUAUUCUGCUGUACUGAAUGCAGUCUAUAAUUUCUGUCUGCGGCUAAAAGCAAAAAGCUGUGCCCCGGUUUCACAUUUGAUUAUACAUGUGAGAUUUGCUGCUGUUGCAGUGGGGUAUAAUAGGAUUUGAAAUAAAUUACAUUACAGUUCAUAAAAAGUGAAAAUGAGAAAUUAAACCUGCAAGUGAAACGUUUGAAACUUAUACUUUCUACGUGAGACAUGGUUGGGAUGUCAGAUACUUACAAAGAUGGCUUUAAGUAUGGUUACUCAAGAAAACUAAGUUUUCUUUCUCUUUUGGUUUAUUGAUUUAAUUUCUUUUAUGCUAUUUUGCAUAAUCAAAGCAUUGUAAAUCUUAUAAUUUAAAAAUAAAUUACUUAAGAACA